AUGGAGUCCAUAACUGCCUAUCGGAGCGCGGUCACAAAAGGUCAAAAGGGAAUCAUCGCCGCUAAUGCUCGCAACAACAAAGCAACAGGACCGCUCACCGUUAGAGUACACACCGCUGUUCGAAACCGCGAUCUGGCCAGAGCCAUAAGCGCACAAGGUGUGCUCACACUGAGCGGUCUGUCAUUAGCAACAUGGCGCUUCGCGCAGCAACGAAGCUCGGACGAGGGUGUUGACAUGUGGCUCCAAGGCAUUUCAGAACAAGGAAAGACACUGGCAACUCUGGCCUUCGUGGACAGGAUCCUGACAUGUGGCCCGUCUGUAACGACCUCGGCAUCGACCUCGACCGGAAACGCUUCAGCAAGCCCGGCACCGAAUCUGAAUGGAGGCACGAUUCAGCUGAAGCCACGCCUGCUGCGCAUCAGCCACUCCCGAGACAUAGCCCAAGCGAACCAUGACCUGCUCGUCAAGUACACCGAAGGUACAGGCAUCGCGCCCGAGCUCAUUCUGGGUGGUCGCUGCAAGGUCAAGACUCGGUUUAGGUCCGUCCACCCUGAAUGCCCGGUUGUCUCCGUGACUCCGGGCAUGCUGAAGAGCAUGGUCGACAACGAGCAGAUGACAUUCGACAACCUCAAGUACCUAGUGUUUGAUGAGCCUCAGAUUCUUCUCCGCGACGACACGGUCAAGCACAUCUUCUUCAACAACGACAAAUACGACUUGGCCAAGCGUGGCAAGGAAGUUUCACGUCUCUUCUUGACCAGCAUCCCGCCGUUGCCUUGCACAAGUGACAGCAUUUCUCACAUUGUCCCCUUCACGCGGAAAUACCACACCGGCAAGAAUCCGUUCUACACGUGGUUGGGGGUAGAAGUUCCUCCUCCGGAGUAG
Exophiala xenobiotica is the source of this 882-nucleotide messenger RNA. RefSeq lists its product as uncharacterized. The record is from RefSeq and is a predicted model, not a curated record. The coding region runs from base 1 to 882 and encodes 293 amino acids. NCBI's taxonomy places the organism in Eukaryota, Fungi, Ascomycota, Eurotiomycetes, Chaetothyriales, Herpotrichiellaceae. The transcript is spliced from 2 exons. Gene Ontology annotation, molecular function: nucleic acid binding; ATP binding.